Rotaria socialis is the source of this 729-nucleotide messenger RNA. The record is from the annotation of a GenBank genome assembly. NCBI's taxonomy places the organism in Eukaryota, Metazoa, Rotifera, Eurotatoria, Philodinida, Philodinidae.
AUGGAUGUAAUGAAUCCUUUGACAUAUGAUGCAGAAGAAGAUCAAUUGCGUGAAAGAACCAAAUAUAGUGAGAUGGAUAAACUUCUUUUACCAGUUGAAUUUCAACAGCAACCAGUAUCCACUGGUACAACCAUUGUUGCUGUUGAAUAUGAUGGAGGAGUAGUCAUCGGUGCUGAUACACGUACUUCAUCUGGAUCGUUUGUAAUGAAUCGAUUUACCGAUAAAUUAACGAAAAUAACUGAUCGUAUAUUUUGUCUACGAUCUGGUAGUGCAGCUGAUACACAAGCAAUUUCUCAGAUAGUGACGUAUCAACUUGAUUUUCUCAGUGCAGAAGCGAAUGAGCCUCCAUUAGUGCGAACAGCUGCUAAUUGUGUGCGUCGUUUAAUUUAUGAAUAUCGUGAUGAUUUCGUUGCUGGUAUGAUUGUUGCUGGGUGGGACAAAAAGCUUGGCGGACAAGUUUAUUCUUGUCCACUUGGUGGUUUACUUGCUCGGCAACCGAUCUCACUGGGUGGAUCGGGUAGUACAUACAUUUGGGGUUAUCUCGAUAAUAAUUAUCGUCCAAAUAUGACAAAACAAGAAUGUUUUGAUUUCGUACUAAAAGGUAUCACAUUAGCAAUUACACGAGAUGGUUCAAGCGGUGGCUGUGCUCGUUUAGCAAUAAUUGAUCGAGAUGGUGUUGAACGUGUUGAUGUACUUGGCAAUGAUUUACCAAAAGUCUAUGAUCUUUAA